This is a messenger RNA of Canis lupus familiaris (dog), 967 nucleotides long. Its product is annotated as histone-lysine N-methyltransferase 2D-like. NCBI's taxonomy places the organism in Eukaryota, Metazoa, Chordata, Mammalia, Carnivora, Canidae. The transcript is spliced from 4 exons. The coding region runs from base 62 to 604 and encodes 180 amino acids. The record is from RefSeq and is a predicted model, not a curated record.
GUGGAGGGCAGGCCCCUGGGGUCCGGGAGGCGACCUGGCCGCAGGCGCAGAGCUGGCAGCGAUGACCCCAGACCCCCACGCCGAGGUCCUCCGUGGUGGAGCGGGAGCGCCCUGGGCCGCCCUGGUCCCCGAGCAGCUGCGCUUCUUGGAACCUGAUGUCGUUCACGGAUCGUGGGAGCUUUCCAAGAGCAGAGAGACCCAUCAGGCAGUGCCAGCGGGGAAGCAGGCGGAGGGCGGUAGGCGUCCACGGGAUGAACCAGCUGCAGACGGGCUCCACACGGCACCUGGCGCUCACCGUGCAGGUGCGCUCACGUGGUGUCAUCCAUACCUGCUGUCUUGCAUCCUGAGGUCGGAAGUAACCGCUGCUACUGUGUCCUGGGUCCACGAGCCGCAGAAGAGGGGGGCAGCGGCGGUCCACCAGCCCCACUCGCCUGUGCCCGCGGGGACAGUCCCCCAGCAGCCGGGUGCCCCCAGGGCAGCGCUCCUGGUUCCCAGGUUCCGGGCUCCGUGGACCUGGAUGUCCCCUCCCCAGACGCUGUCGCACGGAUGGCGGCGGAUCGCGCCCGGCUCAGAAGCUGCUGUCACCCCGACCUCCUCCUCCUAGGCCCGCAGGCAAAGGAGGGACACGAUGUCCCCAGUAGGCCCGACGGUCCGAAGCAGCGCCCCGGGAGCAGGGAGCGACCCCGGCCCAGGCCCCCUGAGUGCUGCUGCCGCCCUCCGGUGCGCGUCUGGGAGCUUGCCCGGGUCACAGCCCCGGGGACCGUGGCUCCUGCGAUGGCCGCUGGCCUCCUGGGGCUCCUACGGCUCAGCCGGCGGUGCUGCCCCACGUCGGAGAAAGGCCCUUAGGUCCUUAGGUCCUGUCAAUCAUACACCGUCAGGAUUGCCCGGGGCAUUAAAAUGUUAUGAUUUUAACGAAUUAAUAAAUUACGAUUGACUUAAUUGUUAAAUAAACAAGUAAAUACACUUA